AUGCCGUCUCCAUUCUCAAAACUCAAGACUGUGCUUUGUAUUCCUGAGAACACCGAAUCUCAAAAAGGUGAUAUUCGGCUGAGGUCGACCAAUCAAUCGGGUUCUUUGGUCAAGAACGAUGGUGGUCGACAGAACUCCGCUGACUCCAUCGGGUCUGGGUCGGUUGACGAGACUACAAGAUCCAAACGAGUUAUCAAUGUUCUCAGAGCAUUUAACCUCAGCAACUUGAAGACAGUGAAGGAUGUCGCGCUCGUGGGAGUUGAGGGCGAGCCAAUCGAUGACAAGACCUAUCUCAUGGAGCGUAUCGUUCAACUCGCUGCAGACCUACCGGUCACCAGCCGAACGAGCGCUACUUUGACUAAUGCCUUCCUGAACGUGCUAUGGACUGAUCUUCAACAUCCUCCACAGUCUUAUCUGGGCCAUAAAUUCAUAUUUCGAAAUGCCGAUGGAUCGGGCAACAAUAUUCUAUGGCCUCACCUUGGUGCGGCAGGGCAACCCUAUGCUCGUACAGUUCGCCCGCGUUUCUUGCAGCCUGUGGCUCGUCCGGAUCCCGGGGUUAUCUUCGACAGUAUUCUAGCUCGCAAGAAAUUCGAUCCUCAUCCUAACAAAAUCUCAAGUGUACUGUUUUAUGUCGCCACCAUUAUCAUCCACGACAUUUUUCAUACUAGCCAUGACGAUUACAACAUCUCAGAGGUGGAUUCUUACCUCGAUUUGGCUCCGCUCUACGGUAGCUCUGACGAACAACAAAAGGCUGUCCGGACACUGGAGAAUGGGAAGCUAAAGCCAGAUUGCUUCUCUGAUAUCAGAAUUCUUGGAUUCCCGCCAGGAGUCGGCGUCCUUCUCAUAAUGUUCAAUCGGUUCCACAACCGUGUUGCAGAAGAUCUGGCUCUCAUCGAUGAGGGUGGACGCUUCUCGAAGAUCCUGCGCCCCUCUGGGGAUUCCAAGAACGGUUCAAAUCCGCGUAAAGAGUAUGAUGAGGCUCUCUUCCAGACUGCCAGGCUGAUCACGACUGGCUUGUACAUCAACAUCAUUAUGAAGGACUAUGUGAGAACCAUUCUCAACCUGAAUCGGGUCGACAGCGCUUGGAAUCUCGACCCAAGGUCAGAGGAGGGGAAGGCCAUUUUUGGCCACAAGAUUCCUGAAGCAACCGGAAACUCAGUAUCGGCAGAGUUUAACCUUGUGUAUCGCUGGCACUCGUGCGUUUCAGAACGAGAUGAUCAAUGGACAAACGAGGUCUAUCACAAACUCUUCGGUGAAGCCGGGCCCGCCAAUAUCGGUGAAUUUCUUUCUGGUCUCAACAAAUGGGCACAAAGCCUGAGUCAAGACCCCCUCCAACGACCGUUCGCAGACCUCAAGCGUUCAUCUGACGGAACAUAUCCCGAUGAAGACUUAUCGGCCAUCUGGACUAAGGCGGUCUCUGAUGUGGCUGGCCGGUAUGGUGCGAGCCAUGUACCUACGAUCCUUAAAAACGUUGAGAUUCUUGGGAUAAUCCAAAGUCGGUCGUGGAACUUAGCGAGUCUCAAUGAAUUCCGCGAAUACUUCAAGCUCAAGCCAUACGAGAAAUUCGAAGACAUCAAUCCUGACCCUAUUGUUGCAGAACAACUCAGGCGACUGUACGGCCAUCCGGACAAUGUUGAAAUCUAUCCUGGGGUGAUAGUAGAAGCCGCCAAAGAAGCCAAGAAACCUGGCAGUGGACUUUGUACCAACUUCACGACCUCAAGGGCCAUAUUGUCCGACGCUGUGGCACUAGUGAGAGGUGAUAGGUUUUACACGGUCGACUACAGUCCUGCAAACCUCACAAAUUAUGGGUUCAACCGAGCCGAUUCAGAUCCCUCUGUAGACUAUGGCUGCGUCAUGUAUAAGCUCGUGCUAAAUGCAUUGCCCAACAGCUAUCGAAGGGAUUCUAUAUAUGCGCACUAUCCUUUGGUGGUGCCUGAGGAGAACAAGCUUAUUCUCACGGGUUUGAAGAAGGCACAGCUAUACGACUUUGAAAAGCCAGUCCAUGUGGCUGCACCCGCAAGAGUGACAACUCUGGGCGCGUAUAAGCUGAUGAUGAGCAAUCUGGAUGCCUUCCGGUCUACGUGGCAUCCUGAAACGUUCAUGGCCGGCCGUCGCGUGGGGUGGAUCUCGAAGCAGUCGCCUGUUUUGGCAAGUAUCCUUUUGGAAGCUGAUGGUUUGGCGGACAUCACGAAGAGGUUCUAUUCAAGUGCCAUUGUUCAUUUCAUCAAGGACGAGGCCUACGAGCUUGCGGGACGCCAGCAAGUUGACAUUGUACAUGAUGUGUUCAAUAAAGCUCAUGUACGAUUUGUUGCUGCUAUGUUUCAUAUGCCCUCUGACGAUCUGGACCUGUUGCUCUCUGCUGUAUACGCCUGUUGCAGCACAUCCCGAGAUUCUUCUCACCAGUUUGCCACGUGUGUAAAGCUGCAAAAGGCACUUCGACGCCUUGCCGAAUCUCUGCAAAGUCGCGUUGAGAAUCUCCGGACCCAUCAUGCUGGAUUACAUUCGCAUCCGACUGGUGAUCUUGAAACCUACCUGAACAAAGCGAUCCAAACGUGCGCCCAUGUGGGGAUGCCAUUUGAACAAAUCGUAUGGGAGGAAGUCAUCCCUGUUGCGGCUACGGUUUAUGUAUAUCUGUCGCGGCACUUCGCUGAAGCUCUGGACUAUCUUCUUAGACAGGGCGAGGGGGGCGUCUCCCAGAUUUCACAAAACAAGAUUCACGAAUCCGUCAAAGAGGUGAUGAGCAAGGUCUCCCCAACGACAUUUGUCAGGGAGGGGGUGACUUCGUUCUCUUUUCAGGACGGAGGUCACCAGAUUGAGAUUUCUCCUCGGCAAUAUGUUAUCUGCGACUUGGAACAGACUGAAACUACGCCAAUCGAGUUAGGAGGGGAAGUAGGUCUGUGUCAACUCCUGCGGGAUUCAGCGUUUUCUGCCGCUCUCCAAGUCAUUGCUCAGCUAAAAGGAUUGAGACGAGCAGAUGGAUCAGUUGGGGCACUCCGAACCUUACAUGGGACCGACUUGACCACGUAUCUUAACAAGGAGGAGAGUAUGAGCUUUCCUCAUCCACUCUCGAUGAAGGUUGACUGGCAGGAACAUAUGAUGGCCGAAGAUCGCGAACUGAGCUGA
Molecule: messenger RNA, 3123 nt
Organism: Exophiala spinifera
Lineage: Eukaryota; Fungi; Ascomycota; Eurotiomycetes; Chaetothyriales; Herpotrichiellaceae
Exons: 2
Coding region: 1-3123 (1040 amino acids)
Biological process (GO): response to oxidative stress
Molecular function (GO): heme binding; peroxidase activity
Source: RefSeq, a predicted model, not a curated record